AUGGUGCUCCUCUCACUUGUCGCUGAAGUACCCGCUCUUCGGUACUUUGUCGGGAUUGUCCUCGCGACUUGCGCGUACGUUGUCUACAAGUCCACCGCUAUCAAGCCCACCGAAAUUCUCACACCCGUAUCACUCACUGAAGAGCCCUCUACCAAAGAGCCAGCCGUUGAAACGUCGGUUGUCCACGAGCCCUUGGAUCCAUCGAAGCCACCAGAUGCGCCGGUAUCAGUCAAUUACUUCCCUUCUCGGGAGUGCAACUACAAAUGCAAAUUCUGCUUCCACACCGAGACCAGCUCCUACAAUCUAAGCGAUGAGAAAGCGCGAGAAGGUCUGAGACUGCUCAGAGAUGCGGGUAUGCGCAAACUCAAUAUCGCGGGCGGUGAACCAUUCCUACACCCCAAGCUUCCCUCAAACCUGAUUCGCUACUGCAAAGAAGACUUGAGCGUCGAAAGCAUCAGCAUCGUCAGCAACGGUAGCAAGAUCACGGAGAAAUGGAUGCGAGAGAACUCUCAGUGGCUCGACAUUCUGGCCAUCUUCUGCGACUCAUUCGACGCGCAGACGAACGUCAAGAUUGGCCGUGGUGACGACGGGAAGAACGUCGCUCGACUGUUCCAAAUUGCCGAGUGGUGCCGGGCCUUCAACGUGAAGUUCAAGCUAAACACCGUCGUAAAUAUCCACAACUGGAACGAAGAUAUGGUUGCCAAUAUCGAGAAGCUAGCGCCAUUCCGAUGGAAGGUCUUCCAAUGCCUCAUCGUUGCAGGCGAGAACGACGACGAAACACGGAAGCGCGAUGCAAGGACGUUUCUGGUCACUGACGAACAAUGGCGCACCUUCUGCGAUCGCCACAAGCAUCUUCAAUGCUACGUACCCGAAGACAACAAUUCAAUGGCCAGCAGCUACCUCUUGCUUGAUGAGUACAUGCGCUUCAUGGACAAGGGCGAGGGCAUGAUGACGACGAGCGCGUCUAUAUUGGAUGUUGGAGUUGAGAAGGCCAUGCAGCAAAUCGUCUGGGAUAAGAAGUCGUUCGUCGAGCGUGGCGGAAUUUACGACUGGGGUCGGGCAGAUAUGAAACCGACUGAAAAGACUAGCUGUGGCACGGGUCUCAACUUGAAGGAACUGGAGUUCUAG
Messenger RNA from Alternaria incomplexa, 1128 nucleotides. RefSeq lists its product as uncharacterized. Gene Ontology annotation, molecular function: catalytic activity; 4 iron, 4 sulfur cluster binding. Bases 1 to 1128 code for a protein of 375 amino acids. The record is from RefSeq and is a predicted model, not a curated record. Lineage: Eukaryota; Fungi; Ascomycota; Dothideomycetes; Pleosporales; Pleosporaceae. The transcript has a single exon.